GAGUCACGGCCGGAGCGAUACCCACCUUGGAGUUCAGCCGCGGGAUUUAAGAGUCAAAUAACAACGCCAGUUCCCGCCGGCGAGAAAAUAAAUCGUCGGUUCGACUUUGAUCCGGAAAAGCUUUUGAAACUUUUGAGAGAAAGUUUAUUUGUUUUUUAAAGAGUUUAUAUAGAGAGCAACAGAGGUCAACAUGGAUGAUCCAUAUCAGUUAGAAACCAUGUAUAGGUGGUUUCAGUACAGUGUGAAAAAAGCGCCUCCGCACAUCAUAAGUCCGGCUGAAGAGAGAAAAUGGAACAUCGAGUACAUAGAACCCUAUGGCAGGUGCACGGUCGCCACGAGGGACAUCGCGGAGGGGGAGGUGCUGUUCGUGGACCACCCAGUCAUCACGGGGCCCAAGCAGAACUCGGAGCUCAUGUGCCUCGGCUGCUACAGGCAACUGGAGAGCUGGGAUAAUUACCGGUGUACUAAGUGCGGGUGGCCGAUGUGCGGCCCUGAGUGCGAGAGCCGCGGUUACCACCUCCUGGAAUGCACCGCUUACCAGGCCGCCAAAUAUAAGCCGAACCUGAAGGACUUUGGCGACGAUCAGUUCAUGUACGAGUCUAUGCUGCCUCUGAGGUGCUUCUUCCUCCAAAAUUUCGAGAAGGACAAAUGGGAGACCUUGAUGGCGAUGGAGAGCCACAAUGACCUCAGACGCGGCACCGAACUCUGGGAGAGGGAACAGACCAACGUCGUCGAUUUCAUUCGCAACAAGAUCAAGGUGCAAGUCGACGAGGAGACCUUGCACACCAUCACGGGCAUUCUGGACGUCAAUUGCCACGAAGUCAGAAGUAAUAUACCCGGCACCAAGGACCAGUACCGAGUGCGGGGCAUCUACCCUCUGUGCGCCAUGAUGUCUCACUUCUGCUCGUGCAAUACCCACCACACGCUCAUGGACGAUAUGACGAUGGUCGUGAUCGCGUCCAGGCCUAUCAAGAAGGGAGAACAGAUGACAGCCUCCUACACGCACCUCCUCUCCGCCACGACCGAGCGGCGGAAGCACCUGAAGUACGGCAAGUUCUUCGACUGCGUGUGCGACCGCUGUGCCGACGCGACGGAGCUCGGCACCUACUUCGGGGCUCUCAAGUGCUCUCAGGCGGGGUGCGGCGGCAACAUCCUGUCCUCGAACCCGACGCAGGUGGACAAUGACGCGCCCUGGAGGUGUGACGAGUGCCAGUACGAGGUGAAAGCAGUGACGGUGGAGCGGCUGAACAAGGUCGUGGCGUACGAGCUCCAGGAGACGCGGGACCAGAACAUCCCCGCCCUCGAGAACAUCUUCAGGAAGUACCAGUUCAUCCUGCACCCGCAGCACUUCCACAUGGUCGGGAUCAAACACACGCUCUCGCAGGUAAUUAG
Molecule: messenger RNA, 1392 nt
Organism: Penaeus indicus
Lineage: Eukaryota; Metazoa; Arthropoda; Malacostraca; Decapoda; Penaeidae
Product: SET domain-containing protein SmydA-8-like
Exons: 10
Molecular function (GO): protein binding
Source: RefSeq, a predicted model, not a curated record